Molecule: messenger RNA, 690 nt
Organism: Benincasa hispida (wax gourd)
Lineage: Eukaryota; Viridiplantae; Streptophyta; Magnoliopsida; Cucurbitales; Cucurbitaceae
Source: RefSeq, a predicted model, not a curated record
AUGGAAGAUGAAAGUGGUUUCAGAUACAAAAGUGUGCUAGACGGCACAUACAUUAAAGUGAAUGUUAGUAUCAUCGAUCAACCUCGAUAUAGGACGAGAAAGGAAGAGAUUGCCACAAACGUUCUUGUGGUGUGUGAUCAAAAUGGGGAGUUCGUCUUCGUUUUGCCAGGGUGGGAAGGGUCUGCAGUCGAUUCAAGGAUUCUUAGGGAUGCAAUUUCGCGACCAUAUGGAUUGAGGGAUACUAUUACCUAUGUGAUGCUGGAUACCCCAACGCUGAAGGAUUCUUGGUGUCGUACAGAGGGGAACGAUUACCAUUUCUCUCCGAUUGGCGUGGAGCAGGAAACGCACCGACAACUACAUGAGAAUUUUUUCAACAUGAAAACAUUCUUCAGCAAGGAACGUUAUCGAGCGAGCGUUUGGGUUGCUGAGGGGCGGUGGGCUAUUCUUAGGGGAAAUCAAUUCUACCCAAUACAAGUCCAAUGUCGAACAAUAACUUGCAUGUUGCCUUAUUCACACUUGAUGACAAGGGAGAUAGAAAUCGGUGCAAUACUUGACGUGCUCGAUGAGGAGAAUUUUGCAUCAGUUGGUCUUGAUGGGGAUCAUAUUGAAUUUGUUGAAUCAUCAGAGGAAUGGACCAAGUUCAUGGAUGACUUAGCGGUCGAAAUGUUUACUCAAUGGCAAAAAGCCUGA